CAGAACUGUUACAGGCGAGGAGGAUGUCAGCAACAAGGUGAGGAGAUGAGCGCCGUUUGAAGAAGUCGCCCAUGGCAGUGACGAGCCUGCACAAAUUAUGUAGUUUCAGUUCGCCUGCUCAAAUAGAGGAAACCACAUUACUUUGGCUAUAAAAAGGAUUUCAAGCGCUAAGAUCCAACAGCGAAUAUGAUUCUUUGGCUGCGGCAGCGGUGAGGAAGCAUGGAGCGGAAUCCUGGGAUGUCGAGACGAACGUGAUGACAGCAUGGUCCAUGGUGGAGAAGCUCAAAAAUGGAAAAACGCCCAUGCAGGGAGGAGAACAUUGACUCGAGAGAGACCCGGCAUGCUGCCGACGAGUCUGAGGACGGAAGCAGCUCAGAGAGCGAGUUGGAGGAGCAGCAGCCCACGAGGGCUCAGGUGAGCAGCAACGGCUGUAAGAGGAGGGAGCCCUUGGCCAUCACCAAACCCCACCGUCAGCUCUGUCGCUCACCAUGCCUCGACCGGCCCAGUUUUUCUCAGAGCAGCACCGUGCAGGAUUUUCGCGACGAUGACGCCAGCGCAGCACCAGGGCUUAAACUUGCCAUUGGAAGAGAGUAUCAGUCAAAGAUGGAGUUUGCUCUGAAGUUGGGCUAUUCAGGAGAACAGGUGGAGGCGGUGCUCAACAAGUUGGGUGCUGCGGCGCUGAUUAACGACGUUCUUGCUGAGUUGGUGCGGCUUGGAAACAAAGUGGAGCCUGAACUUCAACCGUGCAGCAGCACGUUCACGUCAGUAUCACAUCCUUCCUGUGUUAAAGAAGCUGCUAGUCCUGAAGUUUCAGUGGAAGAUGACUCUGUGGAUAUCUAUGACAACCUCAGGCCCAUCGUCAUUGAUGGUUCAAAUGUGGCUAUGAGUCACGGGAACAAAGAGGUAUUCUCCUGCCGUGGUAUCCAGCUUGCUGUCGAUUGGUUUUUGGAAAAAGGGCAUAAAGACAUCACUGUGUUUGUCCCAGCCUGGAGAAAGGAGCAAUCUAGACCUGACGCCCUCAUCACAGAUCAGGAAAUUUUGCGCAAGCUAGAGAAACAGAAGAUCCUGGUUUUCACCCCGUCUCGAAGAGUUCAGGGCCGAAGAGUGGUGUGCUAUGACGAUCGCUUCAUAGUGAAGCUGGCGUUUGAUUCUGAUGGAAUUAUUGUGUCGAAUGACAACUACAGGGACUUGCAAAACGAGAAGCCAGAGUGGAAGAAGUUUAUUGAAGAGCGCCUCCUGAUGUAUUCAUUUGUUAACGACAAGUUCAUGCCGCCUGAUGACCCACUGGGAAGACACGGGCCAAGCUUAGAAAAUUUUCUCCGCAAGAGACCAGUUGUUCCAGAAUACAAGAAACAGCCUUGCCCCUAUGGGAAAAAGUGCACAUACGGACAUAAGUGCAAAUACUAUCAUCCCGAGCGUGUCAACCAACCGCUGCGCUCUGUGGCUGAUGAACUGCGAGCCUUUGCCAAACUGUCUGCAGUAAAAACAAUGAGCGAGGGGGCUUUAGUUAAAUGUGGCACAGGUCCAGCAGCUGUAAAGGGUGAUGGCAGCUCUGAAGCCAAACGCGUGGCACCCAAACGUCAGUCUGACCCCAGCAUUCGCUCAGUGGCCUGUGAACCUCCAGAGGCGCUCUCUGUUGUUCGGAAGUCUGAGACAAAUUCAGUGCCUUCCCUCGUGUCUGCUCUCAGCGURCCCACCAUGCAGCCUGCCAAGAGCCACGCAGCUGGAGCCUUGAACACACGAUCUGCCAGCAGCCCAGUUCCAGGUUCUCUGCAGUUUGCUCACAACUCCCUAGAGCACAUGUCCAGUGUUCAGUACCCCCCCAUUUUAGUCACCAACAGCCACGGCGCCUCUGUCACAUACGGCGAACAGUUCCUGAAGUAUGACUCGGUUAGCGAUCAUGGAUACUAUUCACUCCACAGUGAUUUUUCAAAUAUGAGCAUGAGCAGCAUGCAUAAUGUGGACAGUUUCUGUAGCAUGGAGCACGAGCAUGUGUAUCAGAGAAAUCCCAGCCACUGCGCCGAAUCCUGCCUCAGCCACUCCAACAGUGACUCGUUCUCCUCUUACGGGGACAUGUACCCAAGCUCCGUGGACAGCAGCUUGGAGGAGAGCAUCAAAGGACAGCAGCAAGCUCCUGCACAGAGUCGGAUGCAGGCCUUCUCCCGUGGAUUUCGUCAUGAAGCKCUGUCCAGAGUGCAGAGCUACGGACCGGAGGAGCCCAAACAAUGUCCCCACAAGCAGUCCGAAGCUCACCUGGCGCCACAUAUCCAGCAUGCAGCUGUGGGAGCCCGGUCCAGCUGUCCUGGAGACUACCCGCUCACUCAAAAUGUCCUCCCGCCUUUGUCCUCCCAGCCAACGCGGUCUCUAGGCAUGACUCGCAUGGACAGCAUAUCAGAUUCAAGGCUAUACGACAGCAACCCAAUGAGACAGAGGCGACCGCCGCUGUGCCGCGAGCAGCAUGCGAGCUGGGACCCCCUGCCCUGUGGGAACGAGUCCUUWGGAUAUCACUCAUAUCCGCUCAGUAACAGCUUGAUGCCAUGUUGCGAGCGAGUGAUGGUCCGCAGCAUGCCAGACAAAAUGGAACAAAUCUGGAACUCGCCGUGGGAGACCCCAUCUGCAGUCGAACACCAAGAGCGGUACGUUAUUCCAGAUCACCAGUAUCAGACAUACAGGAACCUUUGUAAUAUCUUUCCUGCUUACAUAGUCCACUCAGUCAUGGAGAAGAACCCUCAAUUGACAGAUCCACAACAGCUGGCUGCUGUCAUUGUUACAAAACUGAGGUCAGGACACUGAGCAGCUAUAAAGGAGUAAUUUGAUUACCAAUUAGGCACUUGUUAAAUGUUGCUUCAGUGUGCAACAUCUGCCCUCAGGAGCUACUAAUGUUGUUUUGUGUUUCUGGUGGGAACUGUGGCGCUCAGAAUAAAUAUUGCUAGGAUGGCACAAUACAAAAUCUUUUCUAUAAAGGGAGGUGAAACCUAAAGGAUGCAAAUGGAUACAUUUUUAGGGAACUUAUUCAUGAAACAUUCACACUACCUGAUCAGGAGCAACAGUACAUUUUAGAGAUUUCUAAUCCCCCCCCCCCCUCUUUUUUAAACAAAUACCGGAAAUUUAAAUUUUGAUGUUGAGAGUCUGAUUGUUUGCACUGUUUCAACAUGUAUUUAACACAAGCUGGCUAAAUUUGUUGUGGCUGUUUUAAAGUUUGCUAGAUACAAAUUAGGUUAGGGAAAGAAGUGUCGCUAAAAUUAAAGAUCUAAAAAACAUGACAUUAAGUAGUGUGUCACUAGAAAAAUGCCUUCAGAAAAGCAUUUAGUUUUAAAACAGGUUUCCUGUAAAUAAAAUUUGAAAAAUUGCUUUAAGAAUUAAAAUUUUUAUCAACAAGUUGGAAUAAGAUUUAGAAUGACUUCAUAUAUUGAUAAAUUUGUAGAAUCUAGAAAUAUUAUUUACAUUUAAAUUAUUUCCCCAGUGCAGAGUUAAUACUAUAUAAAGUUUGUGAAGACUAACGGACUAAAGUCCAGCCUUGUUCUAAUCCUAAAUAAUGUUUUGUUUAUGGACGGCCUCCUUCACUCUCUAUGAUGACCUCGUUACUCUUCCAUGUCCUACACAAGAACUAAAGAUUGACUAAAACAAGUUUUUCUGAUGUCAGUCUUUACACAUCAGGUCUGAUGCUUUUUUACAUUUCUGGCCACUAUUUUUCACACAACAAUCAUUUCCUCUACUUAAAUAAAUGUCUGUUUAACAACCCCUCAAGAAGUUGUUCAAAUAAAAACUAUAUAUAGAAGAGCUUUCUCACUUUUUUGUUGUGAGCUACAGUACAGUAAGCUGGUUAUAGCAGCUGCUGAUCUUCAUUU
Austrofundulus limnaeus is the source of this 3848-nucleotide messenger RNA. RefSeq names its product probable ribonuclease ZC3H12B. Gene Ontology annotation, cellular component: cytoplasmic ribonucleoprotein granule; nucleus. Lineage: Eukaryota; Metazoa; Chordata; Actinopteri; Cyprinodontiformes; Rivulidae. Gene Ontology annotation, molecular function: RNA endonuclease activity; mRNA binding; metal ion binding. The transcript has 6 exons. Bases 289 to 2793 code for a protein of 834 amino acids. The record is from RefSeq and is a predicted model, not a curated record.